CGAAGCGAACGGAUGUGGAAAGCCAAAAGUAAUGGAUUUCCGGCCCAGUUGUGCAAUAGCUGCUCGUGUAAAUUUAUUCCAAGUGUUGGAGGAAUACUCCUACACAUCUUAGUUUCUUUUUUCUUCCGAAAUUUCACCCUGGAUGUAGGUGUAUGAAAAACAUUGUUAUCAUCUCGUCCGAAUCGAGGAUGUACGACACUGUGCAAGUUCUGAAGCUUCGGUCGUGCAUAUGAGGGCGAAAAAAGUUCGGAACUUUAAUGGAUGUUUGGAAAAGUUGUUCUUCUCCUUUAGGGUUCUGCCAGAGUGUACAACCCAGAAGCACGAAAAAACAAAACCAAAGCCAAGUAAACAAUUGUUCUUUUGCAUAAUCGCGCCGGGGGAAUAGUAGCAAUAGUUGGCCUCUCAAAAGUGCCGCAAAAAGUAGAAGUGAAGUGGAGGCAUCAAAGUGGGAUGCUUUAGAGAAAAAAAAAUAGUUUGUGUGGUUGUUGAAUUCUCGGUGCAAUGAUUGGAUAUGCGUUUUGUGGAGUAGAUACAAUUCUGUGCGGAGAACUCUCGUCAUAAAAUUGGGAAUAUAUGUUGCAGUCGAUAAAAAUUGAGAACCAUCAAAUUGGAUUGUUGCCAAAAGUGAAAAACAAAUAAUGUUAUGAAAAACGUAUCACGUACAGUGUGCCAAAUUUUGCGCUAAGUGCAACAUCGAAAUCCAAUUUGCGGUCUUAAAACGUGCUGGUUUGAUUUAAUUGCGGUUCCAAAAGAAAAUUGUGAUUGUCGAUUCAUGUUGUGGUUACGAUUAAUAAUUAGAGUGAAGACGAUAAAUGCAAGAACCUCGAGAAGUCGUAGAUAGUUGCAGUGUUUAGUGUUUGAUAAAAAAUAGUCACUGUAAAAGGAAUACGUGUUAAGGGCUCUCUUUGAUUGUGCUUAGCGAAAUUAAUAAAGUGGACCCUCCGGGGUUUUCCAGUGAUUGGCAUCGGUUUGUGAAUUUAAAUCAACACAAGCUGUACGACGGACCGAGCUUGAUAUUCAAAUUUCAAAAAAGAUACAACUAUUUGCCGGCUAUGGACCCACUGUAGGAAAUGGCAAACAAACUCAUCUGUGCUAUUUAAUCCCCUCCAACGGGUGCGAGAGUUUGGCUGGCCCAACAUUAUCCGAAAGAGGCGCUCCAGUGCCUAUCCAGGUGAAGACUACCAAAAGCGAACAUCCAGCCUGAGGUGAUUGCAGUAAAAGUAAUAACAACAAUAACGAUAACAAUAACAAUAAUUGCUGUUGCGGAAAUAAUGGACAUGUGCAAAAUGUCAUCGAGGACACUUCGGCGCCAGUUGAUGAAACAUGUAAUCAUAAAUGCGACAUGUUUGCUAAUUAUAUGCGCAGCUGCUGCCGCACCACCACCCACCCACGCUGUAGGGGUGGUAGCAACAGACGUUGAAGUAGAAAGCAACGGACGGAAGAGUACCAGCAAAACCAGUCGGGUACAAUCGAUUUCUGACUUUGCUGGCGCCGGAAACAGACCAGACAAUAAGCAGCCGUUCUCUGUGCAUAGAAAUUUGAUGCUCGAGCGAAAAUUUUAUGUGAAUAGCCCCGAUAAAACUUUAUCUCGCGUAAAGUCUAAUUAUGGUAUUAAGGAUUUGCUGAACAAACGCAUCGCCCGGAUUGAUGUAAAUGCGAGAUGGAAAAGAGACUCCGGUAACUUUAGUACAAAUAGCAAUUUCAACAUUCUAAACUUAUCCAACAAGAAUCUCAGUGAUGCGAAACGAUUAGCAGAAGCUUUAUCGAAGUACAGCCAUAGGCAGAGUAACUACGAGAUUAGUUACUACUACAACCUGAGUGAUAUUAGUGCAUUAGAUCUGUCCCGAAACAAUCUUUCGGAUGAACUUUCGGCAAAUGUGCAGAGAAACUUUUCCGCUCUAUCCUGGUUAGAUCUGUCGGAAAAUAAUCUUUCCACAGUAGAAACUUUAAAUUUUCCAGCUCUCAAAUAUUUGAAUUUAUCCUGCAAUAGUAUAAAAAGGUUCUCCAGUUCCCACCUGCAAAACUUGACUCGACUGGAUCUGUCGCGCAAUGCCUUCAGUAGCACCGCUUCACUCUCGCCUCUCACUCUACGAAAUCUCACCGAUCUGGAUCUCAGUUGCAAUCAACUGGAAACAUUAGACAAAAGUUUUCUCUUCCACAUCCGCUCGUUGCACCGGUUAGAUUUCUCUGACAACGCAAUCAAGCGACUAAAUCGUCCCAUUUUCCACAACCUUAUCAACCUCGAACAUCUGAGCCUCGCCGGAAAUCAGAUCGACGUUAUUGAAAAUGACACGUUCGCAUAUCUGCUGAAUCUGCAGUUUUUGGACCUAUCUUACAACGAAAUUGGACCAAGCUCUAUCCGGGCACUGCAGGGCAUUCCAGCGCUGAUUGGGCUCUCACUGGCGAACAACGCCCGGCUCGGACCGGUUAUGCACGAGUUCGUCGCAUCCUGGAGCCUGAAGGAACUGGACGCUAGUGGAACUGGACUGUGCCGGAUUCCCACGGCUCUGGCGCAGUCGGUCAAAUCGUUGAAGCUAGCCAAUAAUUUGUUAAACGUAAUUCAAAGUGGCGACCUCGACAGCUAUCCACUGCUCCAACAAUUGAUUCUCUCCGACAAUCUGAUAUCGGAUAUCGAGGACGACGCGCUUGGCCGGUUGGAGUUAUUGUCAACCCUCUUCCUGGACCGCAAUCGAUUAUCACGGGUGCCGAUUAGUCUUCCAUCGAAUCUGUUCUAUCUAUAUCUGCAGAACAAUGAGAUUUACGAACUACAGCCAAAUGUAUUUCGGAAUUUGAAAAAUCUAAGAACGCUUAAUUUAGCGGGAAACCGGAUCGCCUAUCUACCGGAGCUACCAUUGCCAGGUCUAGUCGUGCUGAACGUAAAACGCAAUGACCUGAAAGGACUGAGUCAAUCAGUGGUGAAAACAUCGCCGAACCUGAGGGAUUUUCUAUUGGAAAACAAUCCAUUGAAAUGUGCUGACCUGCUUGGCAUUGCUGAGUGGGCAAAACCGUGCCGCGACGAGAUGCUAUUCGAAGAUAGGGACUUCCACGACAGCGAUGACAGCGGAAAUGAGUUUGACAUUUUCGGAAGAUUUACUACCGGACUCAAACGGAACAGCAACUGCAGAAGAAGAAAAGAGAAAACACCGACGAAAAUGGUGACUAGAAUUGCUUUAUUCAAAUCACAGUGUCGAAAUGAAAAUUUAAUUAACCUGAACGCACCGAAUCGCCUUAAAAGCGAUCAAACUACCAUGAAGCCUCCAUUACAAGGCGAUAAAAUCAGCCCACCGAUAACGAGCGAGAGCACCAUCGCUAUUGAAAAAUACAUGAUGGAUGAUAAGCCGGGUAGCACGGCCGAGAAGAGUUUAUUGAAGAAUUUAACGAUCCCAGAAUCUGCUGUAGAGCUAAAGAGGGUGAAAAAUCCGCCCCAGUUACAAAGCAAAGCAGGCAAGGAGGAUUCCAAAGCUGUUAUUGUCAGUGUGGAAAAGAAGGCAAAUUUAAAUGCAAAUUUGAACACGGGAAGUUGGAAGAAUUUUACAACAGCAACGACGCAACCAUCAAAAACAUGGCCAAAAUUACUGCAGCAGAGAUUUCAUAAUAUCACGCGAGAAGAGCCAAUAUCACUGAAAGAAGGUACCAUGAAGAAAGGUAAGAGCAUCUUGCCAACAAAAAAACCAUUCGCGAAAAUUGAACCGAAGAUCAAGCAAGCGAGUCGUAAUCUAACAAGCGAUGAUAAAUCAGAGACUAGUUCAACUGUGAACCAAGUCGUCUAUUUAACAGCAAUAACACCGAUUGUUAACGUAACUGGAAGCGAACGUGACGAAGCAAAUGAUAGCAGUGCAAUAAUUCCGCACCCGAAGACGAAGGAUAAAACCAACAGAAAUAGCUUAAUUCAAGCUGAUUUGAUAGCAUCGGUAGGAACGAGUCUCAGCCCGAAGGAAACGACGACAAGUACGGGUGACAAAUUGGUAGAAAUAACAUUGACAUCGUCAAUGGAACCCACGUCGCCGUCGACGUCGGUAACGGAGCCCUCGUUCAGCCCGAUAGAGGAAAAAUAUGAUACCAUUGCCAAACGCGAUUCAACCUCGUCUGUCCCAUGGCCAACUGCGAUAUCACUGUUGACGGCAGCCACGAACACAAAGACAACAAACGUGUUCUCUAUCAGCAAUAACAACAGCUCUCAACAGGACGACACUGAACAAACGAAUGCUGAUCCUACCGAAGGCAAUUUGAAACGGAACACUCCGGGCACCAUAGCUCGUCCAGUGUCCACAGCAGAUGAGGUUAAAAAAGCUAUCAGUAAAUCCAGUGUCAAGCAGAAACCCAUUGCAUCGCGUUACAAUGUAACCAAGUCCCGCAAAAAUGUAAAUCAUAUGAAAAUGAAAUUAAAAUUUAACCGCGAUCAACUGCACGAUGACGAAUUUCGCGACAAUUUUGACACAGACUCCGCUGGACUGCUGCGGGACAACUUUGGUUUUGGACAUGACCAUGGGAACAAUGCACAUAGACGGAACAAAUUUUCCAUCUACGACAGCAUCUAUAUGGCAUCGUUGAAAAACGCAAAUUUCAAGCCAUUCCAUCAUUCAUUGCACGUACCCAAUGCUAGUCAUUCUGCUUCUAGGACUCCCGCAGGCAUCGGCAGCAGCAACAGCAGCAGCAACGAAGGAAUUCCUGCCACGUCCGUGGAAACGUCGUCAAAAAUUCUACCACAAGAAUGGAAUGAUGUACGACCAGUGUCAAAUGGUGGCUCUCAUUACGGUCUAUUCAUUGUGGUUGGGGCCACACUCGGUAUGCUAAUUUCGUUCGGUUUGUUCCAUCUCUAUUAUUGCCGUGUCCGGAGAGGUCAACAUCUGCACGGACAGCACCACCAUUACCGACAGUAUCCGCCGCACCAAAGUGGCAGUCAUAAUUCCGCUCAUCAUCGCUAUUCAUAUGCAUUCGAACAGGACGAUAGUGACGAACAUCUCACGUACACUAUUUCGACCUCCGUACUAGACGCUCCGAAUGAGUCUGACAACUCUCCAAUCCAUCACCAGCAGCAACACCAAUGUUCACAACAGGAUGUCCUCCAUAUGGACGAACUAAAUCCACGCAAAUCAAAACCAUUGUCAAGAAACCCAAGCACUAGUAGUAGCGCUAGUAGUUGUUUCGAUGUCGACAGCAGUGCUUCCACCAAUAGUGAUUUUGGAGUCCUCCGGCCUGUGCCAGCCUCUCCCAGCGAUUAUGGUAUCAGUAAUCAAGUGCCACAACCGGGCAGCAACACCGGUCAGCGACACCACAAUCGUAAUACUUCCAAUAAUCAUAAUAAUUCGCAUAAGCGGAGCAUGCACCAGGAUAGUGCCAUCGAUAGGUGGUGACAACGAUGACAAAGACGGCAGCUUCAUUACUGUACAUUUAACGAUGCUUACAGUGUGUUUGAAUAAGAGCAUAUUUUUCGUUGAAUGUACUCUCUCCCACUCCUACUAGGUACUAGGAUAGCAGGGCGGAGAGAAAAUACAAAAUUCAUAGCUCAUAGUGCAUAUUGGUACAUAAACUGUCGAAGAUCCAGCUUCAAUGACACCGACUCCAAAGAACAUUCCAGAAACAUGGUACCGCUAGGCUGCUCAUUCUCAUUCAAUUUUAAUCUGCUUUUGACCGGUCAUCCAUUGCAUCAUUGGUUGCCACCACAAUCGUAGAAUCGAGUAAGGGUAGUGCAUUUAUAAUUGCGGUUGCGUAGAGGCAUGCCUUCGAUGCAUUUCAAAUAUUUCAACAGCAGCGUAGAUGCAGCGAUAUAUCGGUGGCGCUUGUGAGCAAAGGAGCACCGACGCACACAAGAGACUUCGAACAAGUCGAUUUGUAAUCUGGCUACUGGCAUUUAAAAAAAGAGUAAAUGAUUGAAGGAAGGCGGGAGGGUUGCGACGUUCUGCGGGUAUGCCAUAAAUAGUUGAUGAUCCCCAUAGCAGCCAAACCCUACAUUUGAUUAGAAGAAAUGAGACGGUAUUUGCAAAAUAGGAUGCGGUUUAAAUUGACGAUUUAUGAUUCAGGAUGUAAGAACGGGAAAUUAUAUUUCCAUUGCGAUGAUUUUUCAUUUCUUAAUAAUGAAUGAGGAGGUUGUAUAUUAAACGUAAUUGCAUUAUAUUGAUUGAAUUUGACCACAAAGUUUUGAAAGACUAGGGUUGAGUGAUAAUCCAAAAACCGAAGUGGGGGAUGGUCGCACACAAUGUCUUACAUAAGCUUUAUUACGAUUAUCAAGUGGAAAACAUCGCUACCAGUGCAACAGUAACAUCUAAAAGAAUUUCUCCACAAUUUAUCUCAACAAAGCAAAAAUCCAUGUAAAAUGAAAACACGUGCUAUAAGAAAUAAAUUAAAUUUUUUCAACAUAGUUUUGACAUCCUGAAAAGGACGUUUUUUCAGUAAGAGUAAACAUGUCAAUUGUAAAUUUCAACCGUCCGUGCUUUGCUCUUCCCAUUCAGCAGCAAAAGAAAGCAUACAAGGUCAGGAAUGCACGUAGUUUGACGACAUCUCCUACUAGGAACCCUGUUCAGAAGUCCAAUGGAAUCCGCCAAAGGAUUCAACCGAAAUUCUGCUUAGGUCUUACUCAUUAUUUUCACUUGAUCCAUUGCAGCUGUGAGACGGAAAGGUAUUUUACGAUAUCCUAAAUAGUAUUCGUAUUCUGAUGCAAUAGUCAUGAUUCCGAUGAGAUCAGAAUUUGACGAAAUUAUACUCAGGGCAAUGAUGUUGGUUUAUUUACUAUUUUGAGGUCAUCCUGUUCAGGAUUUUUACUGAAAACUUCUCAGAAAUACUAUGGAGCUUUGUGAUGUAGGAUUUUGACGGAAUUCUCAGAAUUUUGAAAAAAUAUUUUCUAGGAUUAAGAUAAUUUUUUUUAUCAGGAUACCAGUAGAAUCUCGUAAAUGAUUCCGAUGAAACUCUGCGCAGAACUCAAUGAACUUCUAUAUUUUUGAAGAGGUCUGUUUCAAGAUUUGAAAGGAAUCUUGUUAUGAAAUAUUUUCCAUGUGUAUAUUAUUCUAAUCAGCAUUCUGACAAAAUCCAACUAAAUCAUGCAUAGGUUUCUAACAAUGUCUUACUCAUGUUUAGAUACUCCUGUACUGUAGCUCAGAGUUACGAUGUGAUUCUUCAUAGUUGUUGACAAAAUCCUGAUUAUCAGAAUCCUGAUCUGAUCAAAUGUUCUUUCAAAAUCUGAAUCCCAACAAAUUCCUGCUCAGGACUCUGUGACGAUAUCAUACUCGGGAUUCUAGAAUUCUUGUCAGUUUUUUGUUGUCACUAACGACUUACCCUUCAACAUAGAAGCCCCUUGUCAAAAUUUCGGAAGAAAAGUCAUAUAAGCUAAGGAACGUUUAUAUCUACUGUUGUACUGAAUAAAAUCCAUCAAUUUCGUUCGUUAUGUUAUAGAAAAUAUGUUUAACAAUGUUGUAUUAAAUUUUGGACACUGAAUGAUACAUUAAUAAAGAAAAAAACAGUUUUUUGAAAAAUCUUGCGAAAACAGCUCGGAAAAAGUGAAAUUUUCCAGCCUUUCUCGGUCAGAGCCGUCAACAUGGUGCACCAACGUUCGGUUGGUGAAUGGUGAAAAGUUUUGAAUAUGGAUCCGCUACAGAUUUGUUUCUAUAACUAUUUGUAUUGAGCUGAUUGAAGCGAAUUGAGCAUCAUCUCAAAGGAUUACAUAAUACCGAGAAGGAAAUAUUUGUGAACUGUGAAUGGCUGGUGGAUUGCGAUUCAAUUAGUUUGUGGCGUUCCGUGCUACUGAAGGCCAUUAUUUUUAUUUCCGAUGGUUGAAAAGCAACAUUCACAAUAAAACUGUUUAAAAACAAACCUACUGUAGCUCAUUCGUGAUUGGCUCCCGCUAAUUUGAUGCAUCGAGCCACAAAUCACAGAACGAAUUGUGAUUUCAGUCGAAUGCUGCUGUUCAAACCUGUCGGGUUGGUCAUAUUUUCGGGAGACUCGAGUCAACAAGAAGGAAGAAGACGAUUAACAGCAAAUCUCCGUGGAUUGACAACUUUCAUUAGUUUAUCCUGUUCUGUGCUUGUAGCGAUGCCAAUCGGAUGAAACCGGAUGAGAAGACUAUUAUUGGGUUGUGGCCGCGUCCGCGGAUUGUCUGCAUUAUUUAGUUUGUUAGUCCGUGCUAGUAGCCGGAGCCACUUGGCAGAACUGAGAUUUGUCGGUCAUGUCGCACGACAUUGACGAAUAUCAAAAUGUCAUGGUCUUCAGAAAUCUAUACAAUAAGAACAGAAGUCAAAUAUGAGACUAAGCACAAGUCAGGAUAGUACAAUUGUGGGUCUUUGUCUCCCAUUCUCCAAUCCACUCUGGACACCCACUAGUAUAUGUAGACAAGGCACUCAGGAACGGCUUGUAGUUUGCCCGGGAAAUAUUACGACUUACGAGCACACAUUAAAAACGUGACGGACGGUAUUCGGUAUAUUAUUUGAUUGCUUCAGCUUAGGAAAACUGUGGAAUUCGAGAGGAGAGAGAGUUAUCUAAGCCCUCAAACUCUUUAUACAUGAUACCCUGUAGCGUGUCGUUUCAAGCUCGCCACCAGCAGGAUGGCCAACCAUACAGACUUCUCCGUCGAUUUACGGAUUUCUAUCAUCGGAUCUGUGGAUUAACACGUGCAAUCUACGAAAUUUUCAUAACUUUUUCAGAAAUUUGUGGAAAUUUAGUAAAAAAAACAAAUCGAACUGUUCAAUCGAAUUUCAGUCGGAUACGUCCAAAGGUCUCACUCAAAGUUCACUUUGCAUGGUAUUUCUUAACUUAACUGAUAUCAAAUAGACAACCAUGCAUGCUCUUAUCAAUUGAAUUCCAAAAUUAAUAGCCGGCAUCGGUCGAUGCAUUUGUGCAAUGCUUGCAAUAUUCCAUCGAGAUUCAGCUGGGAUUCUUUCUAGCAAAUUUAAUACGAACUGUUUCAAAAGAUACUUUCAAAUGAAGAAGACAUCAACGCGAAUUCCUAGAAUGCACGAUAUAAAGUUUCUCUCGUCUUAAGCCAAUAUUAUUUUUUAGUUGCAAUCGUGAAUAAUUUCUUGAUCGCUAAAAUAUUAACAACAAAUAAUAUCGGACCCUAUAAUUGAGCUUCAUUGAAUUUCCGAUCGGUAGUAUGACCGAUUAUUUAUCGGUUAACUGAAGAGUUUACCGGAUGGAUAAAAUACAAAACAGAAUUACAAAUAUUGGGAUUUAUUGGGAAUCCAGAAAUAUUCUUCAAAUUUUCCCGCUAUUAAAUGUCAAAACAGUGUAUUUUAUAGUGCGUCACAGAAUACGACUUUGCAAACUUUGAACGUGUUCGGAGAAGUUGUUAGACUAUUUACAUUGAAUUAUCCAUGUAAACUAGAGCCAGUUUUUCAAGUCGGAUCCGGUAGCUUGUUCCUUUCAUAAAUUACUUAACGCGAAAAUUGCCCAAAAUUGGCUCACCCCUUCUGCAUUGUUCCAUUGUCAUACAAUUCUUCAUUCCCCCUCCCCUACUACUUAUUAAAUUUGUUAAAUUUCUUUUUCAGUAAAAACAUGAUACGUAAUUCCCCCUCUCCCAUAUGUCACAACACGUCACACUUUGUUAUACCUCUUCCUCCUUAAAAUCGUUACAUAAUUUUUGAAUGACGCUCUGGAAUGCUUAGUGUCAACAAAUGUAAAAACUGAAAAUCGAACUAUGUUGGGUUUACACUUUUUACAAGGAUACGAAACAAUAUAACAAAGUAAUGGCGCACGAUUUCAACAGCUGCUCCUUGGAAAACAAAUUUUUGGCAUCGGGAAUUUAACUUACGAGCUUAUGUAGUUUGUGGGUUUCAAAGCAGUGCAUGAUUCAGUGCAACGAAACGAAUUGUGGCGUCAUGCGUAAUGCUUGCAACGCGGCUUUUCGUCAUGCCGAACGGGCUGAUUAAUAUGACUCUGAAUGGGUGAAUAUCAAGCGUCACAAAAACCAAAGCGACAGCCGACUCGUCUGUGACAUUAGAUUGGUGUGCUAAGGAACGGCACUAUCAUCACGAGAUCUCACAUGAUACUUGGCUUCCGAACCAUUGGAGUCGAACGUAACGUAAAGAAAGAGGCCUUUUUAAAGAGAGGCUACCAAGCACUGACAAAAAAAAACGGUAGCUGCUAGAGAAACGAUAGGCAACUCACAGGGUGUUUGUUUGGAGGUAGAAAUGGGUGCGGUACGAGGUUGUUGACGAGUUGGUAUAUCUGGGAACACUAGUGACAUCCGUGACAUGUGAUAAGGAAGAUGGCCGUAAUAUAAAAGGCGGUUGGUGGUCCUGUAGCCUACGGACGACAAAACUUUCUCCAUACAGAUCGAUAAUACUCCCUGUUGCUCUGCACGGACGUGAAACGUGGCCAUUAAAAGAGACAGAUUAUCGACUGAUUGAUGUAUACAAACACGCUGAUAUCGUAAGGUUUAUAAGGCACUACAGACUACUCUUGGCCGGACAUGUUGCUAGAAUCCGGGAGAGUGAAUAACUAAAGUUACGUCAGCAGUGAAUCUGGGUGACGUUCUUGACUUUGGGCCAGAUCCCACACUUGAGGAAUAGGUGCGGGAGAGGAAUAUUCCACGCGAUAAUCUUUAGACUUUUCAAGAAUGGUAUAUCUGUCCUUCGUUCCUAUGCAGAAAAUUAAGCGCGACGUGUCGCCGGGCAUUCACUCACAUUUAACGAUGAAUACCCAGGUGCACUAAUGUCAUGCAAAAAUAAUACUCUUGGGUCAGACAGAAUCAAACUCAAUUUUUGAAGAUUUGUUAGUUGAUGAUUGAAUUUAUACAACAGGUUUUUGUAACAGAGAUUCGGUUCACGGAACUGGAGACAAGUUAAAUUGAUUGUUAUUUAUAAAGCGGGAUAACCAGCUAUCGACCACAAUUCGUAGCGGCCGAUCGUUUUUCUACUAUGCCUAGAUGACUUCGUUAAGAUAAACGGCCUGUUAUCAAAAUUCAUUUUGUCUUUCGCAAAGAAAAGGGUACAAACGAUUCUCUCGCGCUGCUUUAAACAAAAACUCAACUAACAUGCGCUCUAAUGAGCAAAUGCUUUCUGUAUUACUGGUCAAUGAAUGAGCUUACAAUUCUGUAGUUAUUGGUAUCUGAGAUAAAUUUCAUCGUUAAUUCUAUGAAACUAUUUCGUAUGAUUCGUUGUCAGAAUCUUCAUGGGUUUUCACGAGGCACUUGCUUAAGCCCCUUCUUUACAAUUUCUAUCUCAUUAUCAUUGAUAAAUAUUUUGCCAACUCAUUAACGCCAAUACAGACAGUUAAUUAUGGCGUAGUUUCUGCAACAAAGCUACAGAUUUGCUGAAACAAAUACAGGGUAUCGUUGUAUAUAUUUGCAUACUGGCUGUGAAUUCGAGUAUCGCGUUCUCCAAACAGCAAAUCGGUUUUAUCGCUUUGGCAUUCAUGUACCUAAAUGCUGGUUGGACUCUAAACGUACUUGAAGAGAUAAAUACUUUUACUUAUGUUUCUGCAGGUCUCAGUUUACACGUUUUGCAUACGAAAAGAAGAAGAGGGUGUUCGUGGAAUUCUUGAUCAUCUACGAUCAAUAUUUUUACAAACAACUGCAAACAUAUUGACAGCGAGAAAAUCCUACACGAAUCACGUAUGGAAGAAUCCACUAACAUCGGUAUCGUUAACAACAAUUUAUGUUUUCUACAGGUUCAUUGAUAUUGAUACGUGUGUCGUAGAAUGAACUGGUGGGACAAUGGUUAUAUUCUAUUAUCCCUAGGGUAUCGUCGAAAGCAUGGCUGAAGAAGUUGAAAACAGCUUGUGAUUUCAAUCGCGCGAAGUCCAGAGUCGUGUCCCAUUACUAGACGCUUGAUGCUCAUAUCUUUCACAUCGGGCUUACUAAUAUUAAACUCUGCGUUUGUGGCAAAGGUUAACAAUAUACUUUGUUUGGACGUGUUCAGAAUGUCGUCGUGUCAGGUCCCAGUUAGCAGUGGCCUUAUGAGCCCAAGGUGCCCCUAUUCGUGAUAUCUUACCAAACCUGGAUCAUGUCGUCGAUCGCUUAUUUUGUGAAUAAUGUAUAUAUGCUAAUGUUGAAUUCAGGAUCUGUGAGCUUACUAGAGUCAAUUAUUUCUAGGAGGUGGACACUUCAUAUUUUCGUUUUUUUGCAUAUACCAUCAGUCGAACAGCACAACUCAGUUCUUUUCGCAUUCAUCGUAAAUUACCAGCAACAUUAGGCAUAGCAAUGCUUGCAUGCUUCUCUUUCGUGCUCCGCCAAAAAUUCUUUCCGCUCGCCGGCCAAGUAUACAACAGUCGGUGUUCGUUCUUUUGUAUGUAAUUGCCAAAAACCCGUAUCUAAUUUAAUGAAACAACUGAAUGAAGACGAUUUCCAGAUGGUUUGUAAUGGUUUCAUUUCAUGAGAACUGCGAAUCAUGUAGCGUCCAAAAUCUAAUUUAAUUGUGAUUCCAUGAGAAAGCCAACCAUAAAACAUGUCUACUGCCAAUUCGAACGAAACUUUACAGUUGUAUUCGGUUUAUGAAUCUUCACAUUUUCCACUCGCUAGGAACAAAUAGUAUCACGCAAAAAAAUUAACUAAAAAAGUUGUGACAUUUUUAAUAAUACAAAACUUCAUGUAAAAAAAUUAAAUUUCAAAGUAGCAUUUCCAUAAUUUUGUGUUUUUCGUCAACAAAUAAGAUUUUAAAUGUAAUAGCGUUAUGGAGAAACUGACAUUAAAAAAGAUUUUCUAACAAUAACAUUUUUUGGUAGAGGGCUGCAUACAAAAACUUCUACGCCCUUUUCAAAAAUUAUUAUUAAAAAGUUAAAAUGCUGGAAAUGUGGAAAAUGUUUAGUCUUGUAAAAAUCUGUGCAGUUUUGAUUAUCCGUGCAGUAUACUACUCACAUAAAUUUUCAUGUGUUCAACAAACUGGUUUGUAGUAGCAUUCUCAACAACUGUGUUGAAGACUCCCGUUUUCUAAAAAAAAAUUGUUGAAACAGUUAAUUCUCCAUAAUAAUAGUAUAACUCCAAAUAACCACCAAAAUUAUCUUAAAUAUCUCACGGGGUGAAUAUUUUUAUAAUUGAUUUGACCUACUAGGGACAAACGGAAAGCUUACUUGAAAUUGGAAAAGGAAAUUUUCCGAUUGUUUCUGGUUAAAUGACAUAUGACAUAGACUAAUCCAAUUAUUCUUUCUAAUGAUGAUGAAGAAAAACCAACCAAAUGUUUCCGAUUUCGAUGUUUGAACUGCUCAAAUUGAGUAUGUUUCUGUCAAUUCCGGAGUUGUGAAUCUCAUCACAAAGAAGAAUCAAGAAGAAGUUAUCAUUUGAUGGAGGUGUGUUCUGAAAAAUCCAACGACAAGAAUUUUAGGAUUUGGAUGAGAAAUUUAAGUUCAUUAUCUUUGGCAGAUUUAACGCUACUAUAUACGAAAACUUCCUGCUGCUUCAUCUGAAACACUGCUGAAAAUGCGUGCAGUUUGUUCCAACGAAGCUGAUACUAGUGAUCAUGAUACCACUUCAAAUCCUUAAGAAUAUUUUGACUGAUUUAAAUUAAUCUAUGAUGCUUUCGCGAUGCAAAAUGUCACCAAAAGCAUAUUUUUUGUGUAUAUUAGCUUUACUGAGCCGUGGGUUUUUCAAACUAGUACAAUAUGUAAAAAUAAAACGUAACACUAAGAUGCCUGUUCAUCGGGUUAUGUUUACUGCAGAAAUUUACUGCCGCGUGUUGAAAUCAUUUAUCAGUUCAGCAUUAUUUAUUUAUUUACUGGUCUUCGAGUUACUCGUACAGACAGUUCCUUAUUUAAUAUUAAUUCUAUGUUUAAAGUUAGUAUUAGUAAUGUUAGAAUCAUAUUUGUUAGCUACAUUAUUAAAAUUACGACAGCAUACAUUGAACGGAUUGUUUUGAUAAAAAAGAGUACGAUACAUCGGUAACCGAAAGAAAUCAGUUCGUCUGGUGGGUCUAGGCGAUACGUUGAAUCGGAGCUGGUUCAGCAACACCGGGCUAUCUAUGUUGUUUCCCAGAAGAUCAAACACGAAGAGCCGUUGCAGCAUUAUCCUCCGACUUGCAAGAGUCGGCAAACGUGGAAGAUUGCAUCGAUGUUCAUAAGGCGGUAGACGAAUAGGAACAGUGCAAGGUAGUAACCGCAGAGCGUAACGAACAAAGGGACGCUGAAUUCGUUCGACGCGGUUGAUUUGUACAGCAUGAUAGGGUGCCCACACAAGUACACCGUACUCGACAAUGCUACGUACAAGUGCGCAGAAGAGCGAUUUUAGGCAGUAUACAUGGUUGAAUUGUUGCGUGUUUCUUUUGAUGAACCCCAAUACGGCAUAUGCUUUGGCUGUAGACAUUGCAAUGUGCUGCGCGAAACUCAAUUUGCUAACGAGAAGAAUACCUAGAUCCUUAACUGUGUUUACACGGUUAAUAAUGCUUGUUGACAUUCUAUAAUCAAACGUUGUUAAGUGCCUGUUACGACAGAACGAGAUCACAUUACACUUUUGUACGUUUAUUUCCAUCCCGUUUAGUCUGCACCAAUUUAGCAGCAAAUCGAUAUCGGCUUGGAUAGCACAGCAAUCGACUGCCGAAGCAAUUACACGAAAGAAUUUCAGAUCAUCCGCGAACAUGUACUUAGGGGACUGUAUAGUGUAGCACAAAUCGUUUACGAAUAAUAUAAACAGUAGCGCCCUGGGGAACACCCGACUCUAUCACAAACGGAGAUGAUCUCAUUUCAUCGAUGCGAACGUACGCACAGCGUUCGGUGAGAUACGACAAUAUCCACCGUGUCAACCAUUCAGGAAGUCCAUUCGUUCGAGUUUGGCCACCAUUAGCAAAUGAGGCACUCUAUCGAACGCUUUAGCAAAAUCCACAUAAACGGCAUCAAUUUGCUGACGUUCACCAUGCGCGCAAUUUGGUGACGAAACGUAUGCCAUAAGAUUUGUACUUGUCGAUCGUUUUUUUUUCGCAAAUCCAUGCUGCCACUCGGAAAUAACAUGGUGCACCUUCGGAUACAGCAAAUCAUGAACGAGGCUUUCAAAAACUUUCGGUAAGCAACUCAAAAUUGAGAUGGCACGAUAAUUCUCAACAUCAUUCACGCUACAUGUCUUGUGGAUCGGUGUAAUAGCUGCUGUCUUCCAGACACUCGCGAAAAUUCCUUCGAACAAUGACUUAUUGAAAAUUAGACUCGCAGGAACAGCAAACGCUUCAGCACACUUUUUAAAGAAAAUAGGCGGCAGACAAUCCGGACCCGCUCUUUUGGCACCAUCUAGUGACUGUAGUUUCAGCUCCGUGUACCGAAAAAAUGAAGAGCGACAUGUUCAAAUCGAACAUCGGCAGGCUGUUCAAAUACGCUUCAGACAAAGGUCCUUAUAACUGACACGUUGGGGGAUUCCGUGCGACUACUUGCGAUUUUUCACAAACGACCAGAACGAAUUAGGAUCCUGCUUAAGGUUUUCCUCCGUGCGACGAAAUUAGCUACGUUAUUUAUUAUAAUUCGUGGUUCAGUCAGUCUACCCUCUCUCGUGUCAUCGUAGGAGAACCGAGGAGAGUUGAAACAGAGGAGAGUUCGAACAACGGCUAUUGCUAGAGAAAGCUGGCCGAAGUACUUUCAUUUUCCAUCUUUCCUAUAUGUUUAACAAAAGCAUUUUUGUAAAAUCCCUAACAGUUUGGUUGCAUGUCAUCAUCACUACUGCAUUCUUGGUAUUCAUGGUCGGAUGUACAAAUGAUGCUGCUUGGGGUAUCUUGAUCUUGAACAUUAUCAGUACAUGUCAGAACAUUUCGGAAAUCCAGAGUACAAGCCUCUGCCAUCUUAAGCUUCAUGCACACAUUUUUUUUAAUUAUUUAUUUGGCACGGCUCAAUGCGUUAGCUUAGAGGAGCCACGGGUCUUUUAUAUAUUUACAAGAAGUAAAAAAUAAAAAUAACAAUAAAUUUUAUUUUGAGCCUGUAAGAUCCCGUGCGCGCAACUUGCUAUUGCGAGCGGAGAUCUUAUUUCGCGUCGGGAAGAUGUUUCUUCUUUCGCCAACUUCGUGGUUACCCAUGUUUGUCUCGUUGUUGCUUACGUCGGUAUCAUCAUCUUGAUUACUGCCGUGAUAUUCGCGAUCAGAUCUUCUUUCUGGCUUCUUGCCCUUGCGGGUCCUGAAUGUGAACACUCCAUCAUUGGUGGUAGCUUCUUCAAUGGUGGUAUUAGUUGUUAAGUUUGAAGCUUUUGCAGUUGUCAUUAUUGCCUUAACUGCAGCCACAAAUUUGGCAACCGAUUGUGGUUCAGGUAAAGAUAUUGGGGCUUGGGUGUUGGCAUUUUUUUCUGCAACUGAGCUUUCCUUAGCAGUUUCUGGGCAGGGUUGUCCGUAGUGUGCCGUUCGUUCACAGAAUUGGCACGUAUUAGUUUGUCCCUGAUAUGUACAGAGUUCGCUGUGUAAUGGUAUCACCCCCUUCUGUGUUGUACUGCAGGGUAAGGUAGGAGGGAAUUGGUUGGUCUACCCGCAUUCUCGCCAUUUACCUGGGAAGUAGUUUCUCCAUGUGUCCUUUGUAAUAGAUUCCACUGCUCCAUAAUGUGACAUGAAUCUUUUAAUUGCCACUUUGCAAGUAAGUGGAGAUAAAUCAUGUAAUUUCACUUCAAUAUUCCCAUUAUCCAUGUAUACAGGGAUCUUUAUUUCAGCGUUGUCACAAAUAAGCACGUGUUUUGAGUUGUUCUGCGAAAUGAAUCUUUUCGCCUGGGCGAAUUUGUUAAGGGUUAUCAGCACCGCAUGCCUGACGUGCUCAAGCUGUAUGCAGGUGACUUCCGAAAACCGAAGCUGUAUUUUCACUUUCAGUAGAUGUUCCACAUCAUGAAUACUUGGUCUUAUGCGAAAAGACCUGAAGUCAAUGGCCACUGUGUUAGGCCGAAUAAUCACGUUUUGUUGAUGAGACACAGUCAUCUUGAUAGAUCACACAAGAAUAAAAAUAACGGAAUCCUUUGUUGUUCGGACAAUGCACACAAGUAACUGUUUUUUUUCGUUCGCUUUGCACUGGCUCGGACAGAAGCAGGAGCACACUGGAUAUUGUGAUCGAUGCCUUUGAUGGUUGAAAAUAGACUCUGCAUGCACACAUUUAAUAAUAUUCCACUUCCUGAAUAGCUGGUUAUACUGGGUAAAUACUUCAAAAAGUCUCGAGCAAUAUAGGUCGCCCGCAGUAAACGUAAAUAAAAUUGUAUGUACAAUGUACACAAAUCUCGUUCCCCCUUAUAAAUGUUAAUGCUUCAAAAUGAAUAUAUUACAAUAUUAAUAUCGUAUUUUGAUUGGCAAUUUCAAUUUGAAGCGCUACAAUUCGGAAUUACUAAUUGACAAAUAGUUCUCGAAUCGCAAUAAUUCAUUUUUUCAUUAUCUGGCCGGCCUUCAUCAUAAGCUAAUAUGUCUUCUCCUGACAGGACCUUUUUAUUAGAACCAAAAAAAAUCCCUUCCUUGCUUUACAUUUUACAGAAUGUAGUUAAAUAUUCCCCUAGUUAAAAUUAGGGGCAUAAAAACCUCCAAACAAUCCAACAAAAAGAUGAUAUUUUCAUCAACAUUCUUGCUCACCGAAAUUACCCCGGUCCGGGUUAUUAAAAAAAACAACCAGACGAUUUCCAUUUUAUUAUUGCAUCUGGGUACUCGACAUACGUGCAUUUUAAGCCAGUAAAGCAAACCUCGAAUGCCCAACAUCCGCACCCUCCCAUACAUGUGAAAAUAACGAACAAUAAAAUGUUUGUAACAUUGUUAGCAUUCCCUCCGCCGUUUGCUCGGUGCUCGGGCGAUGGGCUGGGCAUUGCUAUUUUUUUGUAUGUACAUGUUGUUGACAAUUGUACCGCUGGCCGUCGUCAUAGCCGCGGUUGAGCAGCAGGGCGUCCGUGUGCAGGUCAUAGUUUCAGCCUCGAGGCCCCGCAGACAACUCGAGAAUGACCAUAUUGGGUUUUGCUAUUCAGACUUGCCUGAGAAAAUUCCCACAAUGUCCUUUGCAUAUUGUCCAACUCGUGCGGUGAAGGGGUAUUUAGUGUUUUCUACCCACAAAGAGUGACACUGGAAAAUGCCAACGAUUUUCCGUCUCAGAUAAAGCUUCAGCCGUCUGGCGACAGUUAAACGAGCAAAGUUUCAGUUUUUGCGGUUCCCCAUAGAAAAUGUGGAUGAUAGUUAUGUUUACUGCAAUUUAUUGGAAUUGUUGUCAUUAAUUUCAUUGAUGGUUUUCGUUUCGGCCCACAUACGUGCGAUAAUUUAACUAACCCAAUUUACUACAAGGAUAAGUUUUGAAAUUAAGUUUACUGGAAUCAAUGCUUUCUAUGUAUAAGAGAGGAAUACAAAUUAGCGUAAACAUAUGAUAUUACAAAAAAUGAAUUGGAUGAGCAGCUGAAACUGGAACCAUAUUUGUAUGAUGAUGCACAUGAGUGUUGUGAUUCAAACCCGAUUUCGUACACCGCCUUGCGGAAUGCUAAUAAUCACUUUUACAGGUAAAAAUAACCCAACAAAGGGAUCAUCCAUAAAUGACGUAGCAUUAUUUGAGGGAGGGGGGGGGGGGUGGUAUUGUAUUU
Molecule: messenger RNA, 18397 nt
Organism: Topomyia yanbarensis
Lineage: Eukaryota; Metazoa; Arthropoda; Insecta; Diptera; Culicidae
Gene: 2mit
Exons: 3
Coding region: 1272-5354 (1360 amino acids)
Molecular function (GO): protein binding
Source: RefSeq, a predicted model, not a curated record